AACAUACUGCACUCCGCCAAUCAAACACCGACGAGGAAGAGGUUGAAUUUUACUCGUGGUGUUUGUUGUCAAAUGUUGCACAUGCAGAGAGGGUUGGAACUGUAUACAAAAAUCAACCACUUUAUCGCAAAAAGUGCAAAACUACCUUUUAAUACACAGAGCACGUUCAGCUGGUUUUACAUUCUCCAAGUCUCACAUCGAGGAGCCCUUCAGCAACUUGGAUGGCGUACAGGCGAGACCGAAGCCGAAUCAGAGAGGCCACCGAUGAGCAUAUUUCAGAAAGAGCUGGAACGUACCAGAGAGUUGUGAAUGUUGUUGAGAGGAGGACUGCUGUGACAAGACCGGAGCAAGAAUACGACAGAGAAUUUGAAUAUGAAACCAAGCGGUAUGGUGGUGUUCAAAGUUACCAUGACGAUGACCAGAUAGGAUACCCUAGCGACAACAUUCACACAGGAAGUGAUCGUGGAUACCAUGGUGAUGUGGUAGGCAGCAUCCGAGGGAGGAACUCCCCAUCUCCCCGAAAGGAGGACUACAGGGAUCCAUACUACAGGGGAUCCAGAGUUGAUUCUCAGAUGGGCCGUCAAGGAGGGAUGAGGAAUAGCAGCAGAGUGGGCUCCCAUCCCAGCAGCAGAGUUCAAGUGAUAGCUCCUCUCUCGAGGACCAUGUCUCCAGCCUACCCCAACCUGAGGGAGAACCCUGAGGGUAUCAAGCGGAGAGUCCUGGGCCCCUACCCUGCAAGCCCUGCCGGGGACUCCUACACUAGAUUACGGGACCGCUCUCCUAUCAGAAGGGAUACUCCACCAAUAACAGGCUCCGUUCUCAUGCGCUCCGGGUCCAACACCAGCAGAAGGAGCUACUCCCCAGACAGGGACCAGACGGGCUUCCCCUACCAUCAGAGGUAUAAAGAAGAGCCUCACAGCCAGAGCAGAGAGCCUGAUAAGCCCAGGUUGCUAGGCCACACAAAGACUGCCUCCAUAGACGGUUCUCCACACAGCGCUGUCUCAAUCAAGGAGGAACUUGACCCCACCCCAGCCCUGCUAGCAGAGCCUGAGGACACAGUGCCGGCCAAGGAUGAGACCGACCAGACACAGAAGGCCAACUUCAAGACACGGCGCUCUCAAGCCAUCGCAGCUAAAGCCCUCGAAAUUGAGAAGAUAUACAAGCAGGACUGCGAGACGUUUGGAACGGUUGUCAAGAUGCUGGUGGUCAAGGAGCCCAGUCUGGAGAAGCUGCUCCAGAACCCUCUGAAGGACAACCUGAUUGAGAUCAGGGAGCUUUGCCUUGACGACCUCCGACACUUUAUCAUAGAGCUGGACCAGGUCAUGAAGCCAGAACCGUCAACAUGAGGGGGAACCACAAAGCCCUUAUUACGUGCAGGUAUUGAUGGACCAGAGGUGGCGUAGAAGACUGUGAGAGGAGGCAAACUAGUGUGGCAUCCUCUCCACACUGUGAUUAAGAAGAAAUCAUAUUAAUUUCUCCCCAAUUUCGGGAUAUUCAAUUGAUAGUUAGUCUUGUCGCCAUCGCUACAACUCCCGUACGGACUUGGGAGAGGCAAAGGUCGAGAGCCAUGCAUCCUCUGAAACACGACCCUGCCAAGAUAUUCAAGUACAUUUUCAAGAAAAAACACUAACAAUUGUUCACUAAAAUAUUUUAUUAUUGGAAACAUGCUUAUUUGAGGUCACUUUAUGGUGUUAAUAUUUGAAAGAAUAUUUUUGUUUUUUUCCUCCAUGCUGUUUAUAUAGAUUUCAGGUGUCGUUCGUUUAAACCUCAUGUCCAGCAGUAAUUUCUUCACUCCUUAGUUAGACACAUUGCAGAACUCCACUUCUGGCUUUCUGACCAACUGUUAAACAACCAAAUCACACAGAUUUUUAAAAAGGUACUGUGUGUGUGUGUGUGUGUGUGUGUGUGUGUGUGUGUGUGUGUGUGUGUGUGUGUGUGUGUGUGUGUGUGUGUGUGUGUGUGUGUGUGUGUGUGUGUGUGUGUGUGUGUGUGUGUGUGUGUGUGUGUGUGUGUGUGUGCACAGAAGGAAUGGAAAGAAUACGCUUUUUGGAGUUCAGUCAUCAACAUUUGUGUACCGUAAUGAAGAGUUUUGAGUUGUUUCAAUACCGUUUAGUUCUCUCCAGAAAACUUGUCCGAAAACCAAUGUUUUGCAUAUUUUAUGGUGUUUACUGUCAUACAGUACCAGUCAAAAGUUUGGACACACCUACUCAUUCAAGGGUUUUUCUUUAUUUUUACUAUUUUCAACAUUGUAGAAUAAUAGUGAAGACAAACUAUGGAAUCAUGUAGUAACCAAGAAAGUGUUAAACAGAUCAAAAUAUUUUCUAUUUGAGAUUCUUCAAAGUAGCCACCCUUUGCAUUGACAGUUUUGCACCCUCUUGGCAUUCUCUCAAACAGCUUCACCUGGAAUGCUUUUCCAAUCGUCUUGAAGGAGUUCCCUGGGUCAUUGUCCUGUUGAAAAACAAAUGAUAGUCCCACUAAGCGCAAACCAAACUUUUGACUGGUAUGGAUAUGUUCUUUGUGUUUAACUUUUAUUACCUAACAGAAAAAGUAUUUAACAAGCUUUCUGGAGUUUCUGUUCCUCUACACUAUAUUCAUUCUUCAUACACAUACUCGUUCUGUACAAACCUUUGGGGGACAUUGCUCUCCUUUUAAAAUAAACAAAAAACCUGACAUGUUA
Oncorhynchus gorbuscha (pink salmon) is the source of this 2677-nucleotide messenger RNA. Its product is annotated as periphilin-1-like. Gene Ontology annotation, cellular component: nucleoplasm. NCBI's taxonomy places the organism in Eukaryota, Metazoa, Chordata, Actinopteri, Salmoniformes, Salmonidae. The transcript is spliced from 11 exons. The record is from RefSeq and is a predicted model, not a curated record. Bases 222 to 1346 code for a protein of 374 amino acids. Gene Ontology annotation, biological process: negative regulation of DNA-templated transcription; protein localization to heterochromatin; negative regulation of gene expression, epigenetic.